Molecule: messenger RNA, 1225 nt
Organism: Dreissena polymorpha
Lineage: Eukaryota; Metazoa; Mollusca; Bivalvia; Myida; Dreissenidae
Product: tRNA-uridine aminocarboxypropyltransferase 1-like
Exons: 5
Coding region: 103-1005 (300 amino acids)
Biological process (GO): tRNA modification
Cellular component (GO): nucleus
Molecular function (GO): tRNA-uridine aminocarboxypropyltransferase activity
Source: RefSeq, a predicted model, not a curated record
CGUAGAGAUAAAAUAGUAAAGCUGAUUUUAUUUAUCGAAAGGAAACGUGGAUCUGCGUCUAAUAUCGACCGGAGAUUGAAUAUUGUAUCAAAUUAAGAAGCAAUGGAAGAAGAACCCUUUCCAGGACUCAAAAUUGAAUCAUCUGAUUUCCUAAAUGACUUAGAUGGGCGCAGCAAAUGUUCCAAGUGUCAGAGGUCUAGAAAAUUCUACUGCUACACCUGCUUUUUACCUUUGCCAGAAAUUGAACACAGAAUUCCAAGAGUUAAGCUGCCCCUCAAGGUUGAUAUUCUGAAGCACCCCAGUGAGGUGGAUGGAAAGAGUACAGCAGUGCAUGCUGGGAUUGUGGCCCCCGAGGAUGUAUGCAUCUAUACGUACCCAUGCAUUCCAGACUAUGAGAAGGACAAGGUGAUACUUGUCUUCCCAUGUAAGGACUCGAAGACAUUAGAGCAACUGGCCUCUAGUUGGAAACAUGGACUCAAGCCUACUCAGUUGAAAUCCAAUGAAUCUGUAUUCAGUGGGAAAGGAUCACUAGAAACUAGUGGUGAGAAAUCAACAAUUGCUGGCAGUGAAAUACUCCCUGCUAAAACAGAGAAAUUACACAGUUCUGAAGAUGAAGCCUUGUCUAAAUUAGAAGAAUCUCCAAAGCUACCAUUUGAACGAGUGAUCUUUAUUGACAGCACAUGGAAUCAAACCAGGGCAAUCUUCAAUGAUGAACGUUUGAGAGGUAUACAGUGUGUAGAGUUGAAGAGUGAGAAAACAAAGUUCUGGCGCCAUCAGAAGAACAAUCCAGAUACGCACCUGGCAACAAUUGAAGCUAUCUACUACUUCAUGCGUGAAUUCCAUGAACAUUUUGUGGACACUCAGUACUCAGGGCAAUAUGACAAUUUGCUGUUCUUUUUCAACUUCAUGUACAAGAAAAUCAGAAAUAUCUAUGAUGGCGGUGAACAUCUCGAGGCAUAUAAAAGUAGAAAGGAAAAGGCAUUGCAGACGAAAAAUGUUUCUUAACAAAAAAGAUUUAGUAAAUUGUGAUAAUUUUUUGCAAGAAUGAUUUAAAAUGAAGUUGAAUGAUAUAUUCAGGCUUUUAUGUUUCUGAUGACUAGUAUAAUAAGUAGUUACAUACUGGUAAUUAUCAGUUUGUUGUGUUAUGCAUUGAUAUGUGUAACUAACAAAGAAAGAAUUGAAACAUUUUCUUGCUAAAAAAAACAAUAAAAAGCAUCAUAAGAUA